UCAUUAUCUAAAAAGAACUCGAACCAAAGAGCAACUGUUUUGAGAUUACACCGAUGGCUUUACAGCUAUCAGGACGGUGGUUACUGCCGUGCUCGAAUAUCGCUCACUUCACUCAAUGCCGAGUCUCUCCAGACCCGAACCCCAAAUUUUCUCAAACGAAAGCUCUCUCAGCCGCAGCUUCUCUCUCCUCGCCUCCACCAACCAUCCAGAUUGUGGGAGGUAAAACACCAACAUGGCGUGAAAAUGGGAGUGUCAAUGACUCGGUCGAAGAUGAAAUUGAUUGGGUAGAAAUAGAUUCUGAUCUUCAGUACUGGACCAGGGCACUUCGUCCAGUGCAGUGGUAUCCUGGGCAUAUUGCAAAAACAGAAAAAGAACUGAAAGAACAACUCAAGUUAAUGGAUGUGGUCAUAGAAGUACGGGAUGCUAGAAUUCCUUUAUCUACUACGCACCCUCAGAUGGAUUUAUGGCUUGGUAAUCGAAAGAGGAUUUUAGUUUUAAACCGAGAGGACAUGAUAUCCAGUGCAGAUAGGAAUGCUUGGGGAAUGUAUUUCUCAAGUCAGGGAACCAAGGUUGUCUUCUCAAAUGGGAAGCUUGGAAUGGGGACGAUGAAGCUAGGUCGAUUGGCAAAGUCUUUAGCAGAAGGAGUAAAUGUUAAACGUAGAGCGAAAGGUCUCCUUCCUCGUCCGGUUCGAGCUGGAAUAGUUGGGUAUCCAAAUGUCGGGAAAUCAUCUUUGGUCAACCGUUUGCUUAAACGAAGAAUGUGUGCAGCUGCUCCUAGACCUGGUGUUACAAGGGAACUGAAAUGGGUUCGAUUUGGGAAAGAUCUUGAGUUGCUGGAUUCUCCUGGGAUACUCCCAAUGAGAAUUAGUGAUCAAGCAGCUGCAAUAAAACUUGCUAUUUGUGAUGACAUUGGAGAGAGGUCCUAUGACGUUGCUGAUGUUGCUGCCAUUCUUGUUCAGAUGUUAGCAAAGCUUCCAACAGUAGGGAUGAAAACUCUUCAAAACCGCUACAAGGUUGAUGUGGAUGGGCCGAGCGGUAAAAUAUUUAUUGAUAAGUUAGCCCUUCGAUUGUUCAACGGGGAUGUCCACCAAGCAGCCUUCCGUAUCCUGUCUGAUUUUCGAAAAGGGAAGUUUGGUUGGGUUGCACUGGAGAGACCUCCCAGAUAAUACUGUUGAAUGUUUUUCGCUGGCAAAUCUAAAACUGUCUCGGUUCAAGGAUACAAUAGCCAUCAA
This is a messenger RNA of Hibiscus syriacus, 1232 nucleotides long. Its product is annotated as DAR GTPase 3, chloroplastic. Bases 54 to 1166 code for a protein of 370 amino acids. The record is from RefSeq and is a predicted model, not a curated record. Lineage: Eukaryota; Viridiplantae; Streptophyta; Magnoliopsida; Malvales; Malvaceae. Gene Ontology annotation, cellular component: mitochondrion. Gene Ontology annotation, molecular function: GTP binding; GTPase activity. The transcript has 9 exons.